Molecule: messenger RNA, 1472 nt
Organism: Triticum aestivum (bread wheat)
Lineage: Eukaryota; Viridiplantae; Streptophyta; Magnoliopsida; Poales; Poaceae
Product: acid phosphatase 1
Exons: 3
Coding region: 99-860 (253 amino acids)
Source: RefSeq, a predicted model, not a curated record
UCAUUGACGAAACGGUGUGGUCGAUCGACCAGCUAGCCGUUGCUUUCCUUGACGCGCGCGCACACCCCAGGGCUAGUGAGGUAGCCGUAGCUCCGGCAAUGGCCGCUCUCACCGUGCGACAGCGGUGGCUUGUGGCCCUCCUCGUCGGCCUCCUCGCCGCGGUCCAGGUGGCUGACGGGGCGCCGUGGUUCUGGCCGCCGGGAGGGGACGACCCCGGCGGCUGCCUGAGCUGGCGGGUGAUGGUGGAGGCCAACAACGCCAAGUUCUGGCGCGCGGUGCCGGCGCCCUGCGUCGGCUACGUCUGGGCCUACAUGUCCUGGGGCCAGUACGGCCGGGACGUGAGCAGCGCGACGGACCAGAUCGCCGCCUACGCCAGCCAGACCCCCGCCGCCGGCGACGGUCUCGACGCCUGGGUCCUCGACAUCGACGACACCUGCCUCUCCAACCUGCCCUACUACCAGGCCAAGCAGUUCGGGGCUUACGAUCCGACGGCGUUCAAGGCGUGGGCGAGCAGAGGGACGUGCCCGGGGAUUCCGGCGAUGGUGAGGCUGUUCUGGACGCUCAAAGGGGGAGGCUUCAGGGUUUUUCUUCUCUCCGGGAGAGACGAGGAGGCUCUCGGCGCGUCCACGGCCGCCAACCUCGCCGCAGCCGGUUUCGCCGGGUACGACCGGCUCAUCUUGAGGAGCGCGGCGUACCGGGGGCAGAGCUCGGUGGUGUUCAAGUCGGCGGAGCGCCGGCGGCUGGUGGAGGAGGGGUACCGGAUCCGCGGCAACGUCGGCGACCAGUGGAGCGACCUCCAGGGCGACUGCGCCGGCGACCGCGUCUUCAAGGUGCCCAACCCCAUGUACUUCGUCCCCUGACCGCCCAAACAAUGUACUACUAGUAUGUAACAUGUAAAUAACGUGACGGCGAAGCACCGCUAUAUAUAUGGGGUGGCCGUGUAUCCCCGCCCCAGGUGGGGUUUGGACUCUAGCUGCCGCCGCGCGCAUCACCCGCACCGGUGUAUACAAUCAUAUCUUCUUCCUUCCCAACGAUUCCCAUUCCCUCCCGCGCACAGAUACAGAGAGAGAGCUUUACUAGAGAGGGUGGAGGUGGAUGGGGUGGCGACAUGCAUGGUUGUGCUUCUCUGAGAGGCACGGACGUGUCUUUCGGAAAUUUUUCUUCCGCGAGAGGUAUAAUUGUGCUUUCGCGAAAAGCACGGCCAUGUCUCUGUUGGAAAGAAAAAGAAACGUGCUCUCGGUUCUAUUUUUUCGUUCGGUUUUUAUCUUUUUUUUGUGAAAAAAAAGUUCAUCAAAAUUUAUCAACAUGGAUCUAGUUUUGAAGAUCUCAACGCGAGGAAUCCAAUGGUGAAAACGGCGAGUUCGUGCUUUUUAGGCUGGCCAUGUCUUUGUUCGUAUUAGCGUUGGGCCAGCGAGUUCGUGCAACAUUUUUCUUCGGCGCUGCUGACUCAUCGACUCGUGUAGUGCAUCAGC